This is a messenger RNA of Dreissena polymorpha, 8286 nucleotides long. RefSeq names its product E3 ubiquitin-protein ligase listerin-like. The coding region runs from base 108 to 5300 and encodes 1730 amino acids. Gene Ontology annotation, molecular function: ubiquitin protein ligase activity; ribosomal large subunit binding. Lineage: Eukaryota; Metazoa; Mollusca; Bivalvia; Myida; Dreissenidae. The transcript has 31 exons. Gene Ontology annotation, biological process: rescue of stalled cytosolic ribosome; ribosome-associated ubiquitin-dependent protein catabolic process. The record is from RefSeq and is a predicted model, not a curated record. Gene Ontology annotation, cellular component: cytosol; RQC complex.
GGGAAAGCUCUUCUAGUGAUUAGGUUUACCAAUAUUACCACACGAAGUGCAAUGUUGUGAAAGUAGAAACAUAUUCUUUAGUGUUUUCAAUCCAUUUUACAUAUAAAAUGCCUAAAAAACAGGCACAAAGAACCAAGGGAAACUUAAAGCCUUCAAGCAGCAGCCAGGCUGCAGAGUUGUUGUCAAGUGCUGGCACUGCACCAACAGGCUUCAUCGGGUUUGGCCAGGGCCCCAAGUAUGUCCCGGUCAGCAGCAGUCUCGAUGAUAUGGACAUCAGUCUGGACUCAGACUUUAGACUGGUCCUCAGAAAGCUCACAAAGCGAGACACGACUACAAAGAUACGGGCACUUCAAGAGCUCGGACAACUGUGCACUGAGAAGUCAGAGGAAGAUUUAAAGGCUGUACUUCCAUUCUGGCCUCGCAUGUUCAACAAGCUGGCCCUGGACAUUGAUUAUCGAGUGCGGGAGGCUACCCAGCAAGCCAUGUCAACGCUGGUCUCUCGAGUGCGGCGCAACCUGGCGCCAUAUCUCCGUAACCUAAUGGGGGCGUGGCUCCUGAGUCAGUGUGAUACAUACCCGACCGUUGCCUCGGCUGCCUGUGCUUCAUUUCAGGACGCAUUUCCGCCCGCUAAACAGGCUGAAGUGUAUGUUUUCUGUAAGGAUAGUGUGAUGGAGUACUUGACUGAGAACCUAGUCACCCAGACCUCUCAGACUCUGAGUGAUGCAAAGACCACUGAGCCAGAGGACAUGGAAAACAAGUAUAACAGAGUGUUAACUGCAUCCCUAUUGGCUAUCAGGAAACUGGUCUCCAACCUGCCAACCAAUCAGAUUCAAUCUUUGAAACUGGCAGUGACUGCAUUGUUAGAAAACCCAAAGUUUUGGAAGCAUGGGAAAAGUAAAGUAUCUUCUGUAAAAGGAGCAAUGUACUCUUUCCUGGCCUGCCUUUGUCAGUCCCUGCCAGAGUUGUCUACCUUGUAUGUGGGCAAGAUUACCCCCCUUGUUCUACACAAUCUGGAGGAGCCUGAUAGUGGAGUGUAUCCUGCUGUGUGGGAGGCAGCAUUGUCACUAGUCAAUUAUGUCAAGGAUUGUUGGCAACAUGUGAGCAUUCAGAAAGCGUUCUGGCCACAGCUGAGGAAAGUCCUGGAGUCCGGUUGUCACGGUAACCCACAGGUCAUUGGUCCAAACAUUCUUCCGUUGCUAAGCAGGAUCCCUAUGGACCUUUUUGCGGAUUGUGCAAGAUUUUAUGAGGAAUUCUUCACUUGUUUCAGAGCUGGGCUAUGUGCAGGAAGUAUUCAGAAAAGCCCGAGUGAAUGUGGGUCCCUGGUUCGAGCAUAUGUAGAAUGUGCCCAGUUUGUGGUUAUGAAAAACACAGAAUCUACCAUUGCAACCAGUGUUCUUUUAGAUCAGGUGUUGCCUGUUCUGGAAGCUUCCGUACUGGAGACCGGUUCAGUUUUAUACAAAACCCCUCUCUACAGUAUGCUGGGAACCUUCCUUAUGACUGUAGAGUGUUCCAACAGUACACAACUGCAGCAGACGACAAAUAAGUUCUGGAACGAUCUGCAAGCAAGUGUUGACCAAAAGUUGUCUGUAAUUGAAGAACUACCAAAGGGAGACAACUUUGAUGAAAAAUUGGCUUAUUUUGUGAAGUGUCUUUACUUUCCGCAGGCAGAUGUCAAGCAAAAAACAGGCAAAGUGAAAUUUGAAACACCAGAAGAUUCAGAUAUUUAUAAAGCUACUCGAAAAAUAGAUUUAUUAACAGUAAAGAGCAAAAAUGAACUAAGCAAUAAUUGUAAAAAAUUUGUUCACCAUUUGACAAUUAGGUCGUUUGAUUUGGCGCACAAACAUUUGAGUCAAAAACAUCUGAAGUUGUUCGCUCAACUGUUGGAAUUGGACCCUGCAGAAGACAUGGUUGCUAAGGUGAUCUCUAGUUGCCAUGGUGAUGACGUUGCUAAGGAAACCACAUCACAUUACUUUGUGUUCCACAUCUGUAUCCCCUGGUUACAGAAGGUGCAGGCGGGUGGGCAAAUGUUGGAGGAUUUUACACACAUAGUCAGGGUGGUGUGUAUUUUCCUGUCAGUCCUGGACACUGACACAAUUACACAACUGCUGGAGAGAUUGUAUGAGAGUUGUCUGGACACACAUUGCCAGUACGUUCUGCUGAGGGAGCUGUUUGCGCGCUCUGGUAGCGUACAGUCAGUAGCAGACUGGUUACACAGCAACGCGUUUGGUGAUAGACUGGUCCUAAACGCAGCUUUUGUUUGUGAGAAACCAGUCAAUACCGAGUGGCAGGUCGAUACAAGCAAUGUCCUCAACAUUCUGGCGCUUGUGUUAGCUACACGGACCCCAACUGACGAGCUUCUAAUUCCUAAGAGCAACGUUGAGAGACUGCUGCACGUUCUAGAGAAACCAAUACGUAACUUGGCCGGCCAACCUGACCUAGCCAGUCGGGCAGAGCUAGCUGUCAGCUUUGUGUCUCAGGCAAUGCUGUGCUUCUUCACCAAGUACACGGAAUGUCUGUCAACUAGUUCUGCUCAAGACCUUCUAUGUUACCUGUUUGAUGUUUCCCUUACCAAUCAGUGUAACGUUUCAGGUGACUGCUUGCAGAUGGCUAGAGAUACCUGGGUGGUAGGGGUGGGGGUUCUAGUGAGACAGACAGGGGGACUCCUCAACACCGAGGGGGUUCUCAUGAGGCUCGCAGACUGUGUCCGGAAACAAGUCCAGGGGCUUGCCAGUCUACACGAACUUGACUGCGCCUUUUUGAGUGUUCAACACCUGCUUGACACGGUGAAAACCAGUCUACCUGAUGGUGCGGAGAACCCAGUCUAUCAGGAAUACUUUUACAGCCUUGUUGGUGUGCACAUGAAAGUUCCAUAUGAUGUGCUGCAAUAUUUGCAAGUAAGAGGUGUCUACCCAGCUAUAAGUGGAAAGAAACACUCAGCAAACGUUGUUAGAACGCUUUAUUCAGCCCUAUUUACUUCAAAACUGCUGAGUCAUGUUGUUGACUCUAGUCUGACCAAUGAAAAUCAAGAACAGGGAGAUAGUGAUGAACUACAAUCUAAGAGCUGUUUUCAUUGGUUGGAAAAUCACCUUGUCUGCUUGAUUGACUGUAUUCAAGCCUUAGAGACAGUAAAGCUGUACUUGGAACAGUACAGAAUGGACAGCCUGAUGGAGCCUUCAUCAGACCUUCACUCUGUGGUGGCCAUCCUGGUAAGCAAUGUGCCACUACAGACACGCACAGAACUGUGGUCGCUGGCGUAUACGAGGAGUAUGGACAACUCACAGUACGUGUUCAGUUUGAAACCUCUGUUACACUUGCUGGGAAGCCAAGCUGGGGGCCAGAUAGAGUUGCCAUUGUCAGUGAUACUGGACAGGUGUGAAACGCUGACCUCAGAUGUCGUCUACAUGCUUCACAUGACCUUGACCUGUCUUACUGCAGCCGACCUUUUGACCUUCACAGAAAUUCUGGUUGCUAGGGUACUGAGUUUGGAUGCCAAUGCGUGCAUAGAAGGAUAUGGUGUUGUUGGCCUAUUGUCUGUGAUAUCACACCUGGUUACCAUGGUGACAGAUUCUCAGCAGCUGUUCACAGGGGUCCUGGAUCAGAUCCUGUCAUGGAAGGAGGAGGAGGAUGUGCUGUUUAUUUAUAGCCGACCUUUGGAUGGAGAAUCAGAAAAUUUAGUGCAGUUUAACCAAGAAGUGUGCAGACUGAUGUGUAACCUUGUGUCCUCGGUUCCAUCAUCUCUCACAGAUCGGCACUGGGACUUUAUUAUGUGCAGCCUGGUGUCUUGGAUGCAGAGUUUAGAGGAAAGUGACAUUCAUCUGGCCAUGGCUUCCACUAUGCAAUGCUUCACUUCCUGUGUCCUUGACCUUGUGUGGCAAGUUUCUGUCUGCUUGGAUUUGAAAGUUGGCAGAGAGCCAGAACAAUUUCCAGCCAAUCUACAAACAGAAUGGACAGAGUUUUUCAGCGAAUCGGUUUACGAAAUUCUGCUCCUUAUGUUUGUGAAAUUGUGUAAGUCAAUCAAGGAUACGACGUUGUGUGGUGCAGACCGCAUUGUCCUGCGCUCACUCUGUAUUGCCACCUCUAGCUGCCCGGAGCGUCUGGUCACCAACCACAAGUUGCCUCCCCUGCUGGUUGCAGGAGAUUUGUCUCCCCUGCCUGAUACUCUUCAGACUCUGUUGAACCAGUUGUGUCCCUUGUUACUGGUGCCUGAGACGUGCGUACAGACGUCUGUGUUCUGUGUAUUAAAUAGGGUGAUAGCCAGACUCCCGGAGUUUGACAAGGAUGACAGACUGAAGGCCCAGUCAGCAGGGGCAACUGGGGGGCAACAAGAGGAGUCUUCACACAGGUCCCCACCCUCAGGCAUAGUCAGUCUGCUAGAAGAAAGUAGUUCUGUGCUGGAUGUGUUGCUAUGUGACACGCCCAUUGACCUGAGUCAGCCAAUCGAAACUGGCACACCAGAGUAUUACUACGCCUUCACUUACCUGCUGUCAUGGAAACUUCUGCUGAAGUUCUUCAAAAGUGCACCUUCUGAGUUACGCCAAGAGUAUGCAGGCUUCCUUCAAGAACAUGGCUACAUGUCGCGUCUUAUGUUCCACAUCUUCAGAUUGAUGCCAAACAACCCCCAGAAAAUGUUCCAGCAGCCCUAUUGCAUGGAAAUCAGAGGCCCAGAGAGCAGUGUGCUGGUGAGGCAGCUGUCCUGUGACGUGUACCAGCAGCUCCUACAGACCAUGCCUGCCAUGGCCCGCACCUGGUGGAAGGAGCAGGACCGCAAGACCGCCGCAUAUGUGGACACGUUUACUUCCAAGCAUGUUAGUCCUCUGCUCUGUACAGAGGAGAUACAGUCUGUACAGAAGACUGAUGUCCUGCUAGAAAACAUGACGAUAAAAGCCCGGCAAUCAACAAGGGAGGUAAUUGCAGUGUAUGGCUUUGAGGAAGUGAGCGUGGAGAUCAUUAUCUCCCUUCCUCCCAACUACCCACUGGGCCCUAUCUCCGUUAGCAGUGAGAAGAGGGUCGGGGUAUCGGGACCACAGUGGGAGAAGUGGCUCCUGCAACUGAACAUCUUCCUGCAACAUCAGAAUGGCAACAUAAUGGACGGCCUGCGUCUGUGGAAGAACAACAUUGACAAGAAGUUUGAGGGGGUGGACGAGUGCAUGAUCUGCUUCUAUGUGCUGCAUGGCACCAACUUCCAGCUGCCCAGAAUAACGUGCAGGACUUGCAAGAAGAAGUUCCACUCCGCAUGUCUGUACAAAUGGUUCAACACCAGUCACAACUGCACCUGCCCCCUGUGUCGCAAUGUUUUCUGAGGGCCUCAAAGUGGGAGGAAGCAUCAUAAGAGUCUCGGUCUGGGAAAAUGGGGCUUAAUGCAUGUUCAUUAAGUAUCGUCCCAUAUGAGCCUGUGCAAUCUGCACAGACUAAUCAGGGAAGGCAUUUUCUGCCUAUUCUGGAUUUUAUUUAGAAGAGAUUUCCCAUAAAUGACAAAUUACAUAUAAAGAGUGGUGUCUCUGAUUAGCCUGUGCAGUCCGCACACUCUAAUCUGGGAUGACACUUUCCGUUUAAAGUGGAUUUUUCAUUUAAAAGAGAUUUCCUUCUAACAACAAAAUUCUGCAAAAGUGGAAAGUGUCGUCAAUGAUUAGCCUGUGUGCAUUGCACAGGCUUAGCUGGGACAAUAUUACGUACAUGCAUUUAGCCCAGUUUUUCCAGAAUUAAACUUGUAUGUUUAAAUGAAUUGUUUCAGAUGAUGUUUGGUUUUCACAACUUGCUACCUGGACCUUCAUGUCACCUUUUUUUAAAGAUAUGAAAAAAAAAUACAAACAAAAUAUCUUGGUGUUUGGUGUAUUAUGUAUAUAUCUUUAUUUAAGUGAUUUAUUUUAAUAUAUUUAUAUAUAUCUAUUGAAUUGUGAAUUUAUAAUGCUAUAUUAAAAUGUUUUAAGCAGCAAGUAAAACAGUUAUUUAAUGAAAAAAAAUUGUAUUCUCAGUUUCAAACAUAACUUUAACAAAUUUGCAUUGACUUAUUAUUGUCAUUUUUAAUUAGUCCCCUACCCGUUUCACCUGAGAGGACUUAUGGUUUUGUCUCCGUCCGUCCGUCACACUUUUCUGGAUCCUGCGAUAAUUUUAAAAGUUCUUAAUAUUUGUUCAUGAAACUUGGAACAUAGAUAGAUGGCAAUAUGGACAUAAUGCACGUCAUUUCAUUGCGUUCCGACGUAAAGAAUUCUGGUAGCUAUGGCAACAAAUAGACAAGACAUACUGCUGAAAAUGGUGGUUUUCUGGAUCCUGCGAUAUCUUUUAAAGUUCUUUAUAUUUUGUCAUGUAACUUGAAACAUGGAUAGAUGGCAAUAUGGACAUUAUGCACGUCAUUUCAUUUCGUUCCGACGUCAAAAAUUCUGGUUGCUAUGGCAACAAAUAGACUAGAAAUACUGCUGAAAAUGGUGGUUUCUGGAUCCUGCAAUUACUUUUAAAGUUUUAAUAUUUUUUCAUGAAACUUGAAACAUUGAUAGAUGGCAAUAUGGACAUUAUGCACGUCAUUUCAUUUUGUUCCUAAAUAAAAAAAAUUGGUUGCUAUGGCAACAAAUAUAUAUAUAUAUAAAUCUGGAAUAUCUGACAAUGGUGGAGCCGGUAGGGGACUUAUAUUGCUAGACAAUAGUCUUGUUUUAAAAAAAUUCGUAAAUUUGUAAAGCUACCAAUUCCUCAUUUCGAGUCCUUAAUAUACUACUGCCCACCAUUUGUCAGACUAAAAUGAAAAGUUUACAGAAUAAUUUAAGUCAUAAAUGAACAACAAUUGAAUACUUUGUAAACUUGAGUCAGCUGGAACUUGUUAAUACAAAUGUUUCAAGGUUUGUGGGAUUUUUUUUUUAAACCUUGUUUCGCAAACCAGUGUUUUGCACACAUAAAUUUUCCAAUGUAUCAUUUUCAUGGAUUCACAAUAUACAUAAUUUGAUGUGUGCAUGAUAUGGAUGGUUUCUCAUGUCAUUACUGAUUAGUAAUUAACUUACUUUUAAUGUUAUAUAAUUAAUUUGGUAUGUGAAACAUGAACAUAAUUGUUGCAUGAAAUUAGAAUAUUUUGUUUGUUUUGCGUUAUGUUGUGGGUUUUUGUAAACAUUUUUUUCUAAAUUUUAGGUAAGCGUACUUAUGUUUCAGCACUGCUGUAAUUUCAAACCUUUUAUUGCCACUCUUAGAUUUGUAUCAGCCUGUACUUUUCAAAUGAUUGAUUAUUUCACAGAUGAAACCACAAGAAAAAUCUGCAGAUACAAACAUUUCUCCAGUUACCCAAAAUAAAAUGAGCCAUGUUCUUUGAAAACUGGGUUUCAUGUGCAUAUAUAUUAGCAUGUCAAGUCUGCUUAGGCUAAUCAGGGACUGCACUUUCCGCUUUUACAAAAUUUUCGUCUCUUCUAAACAAAAAUCCACUUGGGACUGCACAUGCUAAUCUUGAAUGACACUUAAAGCACAUGCAUUAAGCCCAGUUUUCGUAGAACUUGGCUAAUAUGGUAUCAGCUGGUAUCAGUUUGCAUUUCCCAGUUUAAAAGAUGGUUGGACAAUUUAAAUUCCGCUCAUUACUCAAAGAUGAUUGAACUGCAGUUUCAACACAUAGACAAUCACCUGUUAAAAAAAGAGAUAAAAUCCACGUGAUUAUGAUGACUGACUGAAUUUCUUGGCUGUAGAAUGUUUGCUUUUUUUAAGAGAUUCAAUCCUGAAAUGAAAAUGUACUGUCUGUAAACUCCACGCUAUAAUAACUUGUAAAACAGUUCAAUCAUAUAUUUGAAGAAUUUCUUUCUUGAACAGACUUCAAUACUCAUAACUAUUGGGGAACAGUACCCUUUAAAUGCUUCAAGUGUUUGCUGAUAACAUACUAGACGUCUCUACAUAACUUUGACCUAUAAUAAUUAGUAUGUAGGUUAUACAAAAACUAUAUUUUCCUGCAUGAUCAUUAUUAAUGUCAGACAAGCAGUUAACUUCCUUUUUUUCGAUAUAUAUUACUAUUUUACAAUACAAGGUACAUGGUUAGGAUUUCAUACAGUACAUGGGGAUAACCCCGUCUACACUAAAUGUUUGCAGAAAAAUGAUAUUUAAAAAAGACUCGAGUUCCAAUAUCAAUUUAUUAUGUUGUAAAUAUACUUUGUAUGGAAACUUCAGUAGAGUAAUUCAUACCGAAGUUAUCCUAUCUCAUAGAAUACUGGUUGUAUUGAUUAUCGCAUUAUCUGCGACAGAGUGAGACUAUUGUUAUUGAAAGUGCUUGCCAAACUUUUAUGUUCAUGGUAUAUUGAUGAUACUGCAAAAAUAAAGAGUAAACAUAUA